Molecule: messenger RNA, 3058 nt
Organism: Leptopilina heterotoma
Lineage: Eukaryota; Metazoa; Arthropoda; Insecta; Hymenoptera; Figitidae
Gene: ple
Product: tyrosine 3-monooxygenase
Exons: 6
Coding region: 509-2197 (562 amino acids)
Biological process (GO): dopamine biosynthetic process from tyrosine
Cellular component (GO): axon; perikaryon; cytoplasm
Molecular function (GO): iron ion binding; tyrosine 3-monooxygenase activity
Source: RefSeq, a predicted model, not a curated record
CAAACCGCCCUGACGACGCAUUCGCUCGUUCGCUUCGCCCAAAGCAGACUCGCGGGGGAGCCUCUUUUUAUUUUAAAAGAAGAUCCUGAGGAGAGAAAGAGGAAAUACUCAAUUUUUUUACCAAAACAACAAAUUUUCAACCAAAACAAAAUUUACCUCUUUUUUAAAUCGCGCGGAGUAAUUUCAGAUUCACGUGAACAAGAAAUUUUUUUUAAUUAAACUUGUGGUCGCGAUUCUUAUAGACAUCCGCGAUUUUAUCCUCGAAUCUUCUGAUUAUUGCAGGCAGUGAACAAAGAUUUAGUUUCUUUCUAAAUCAGGCUUGCUAACGAAAAUAUAAACAACCGGAGGCACCAGCAUUUCGAAAUUUUUUGUUAUUUUUAUUUGAAUAAAUUAAAAAGCUGAGUAGUGAUUAAGACAAUUGUGACCAACAGAAAAAGGUUAGCACAAUUGUUACGUUUCUGUUUAUUUGAAUAUAAGAAGAAGAAAAACAACCCUUUUGAAGAUCACAAUGGCAGUCGCAGCGGCACAGAAAAAUCGUGAGAUGUUCGCUAUCAAGAAGUCUUAUAGCAUUGAGAAUGGUUAUCCAGCUAGACGACGUUCUUUAGUCGAUGAUGCUCGAUUUGAAACUUUGGUUGUGAAACAAACUAAGCAAAGUGUACUUGAGGAAGCCAGACAGAGAGCUAAUGACCCCGCAUGUGAUCAGGAUCAAACUCAAAUUGAAGAUGAAACUUACAUUUUAUCGAGCGAUGAUGAUCAAUCAGAAUCGCUCAGUCGUGCAGCUCAGGAAAGUGAAGCUAAAGCCGAAGUUUCUUCCUCGGAUGGAGAGGGAAAACCGGAAGACGAUGAAAAUGCUGGCCUCACAGAGGAGGAAGUGGUCCUGGCGAAGACAAUUGCCGAGACACCGGAAAACGAGCAGAACAUCCAAAGAGCAGCACUUGUCCUCCGCCUCCGCGAGGGAAUAAGUUCACUGUCACGGAUUUUGAAGACAAUUGAAAAUUUCAAAGGCACUGUGACACACGUCGAAUCACGACCUUCCAAAAAAGAAGGUCUCCAAUUCGACGUAUUGGUGAAAGUGGACAUGACAAGACAGAGUCUUCUUCAAUUGAUUCGUAAUCUUCGACAGAGUUCAUCACUCGCAGAAGUUACUCUGCUCGCUGAUAAUUCAGUUAGCAUCAAGGAUCCCUGGUUCCCAAGACACGCGUCCGAACUCGACAAUUGCAAUCAUUUGAUGACAAAAUACGAACCCGAUUUAGAUAUGAAUCAUCCUGGGUUUGCUGAUAAGGAAUACCGAGCACGCCGUAAAGUAAUUGCUGAAAUUGCCUUUGCCUAUAAAUAUGGUGAUCCAAUUCCCAGCAUUCCUUACACGGAAACUGAGAAUAAUACCUGGAAUCGUGUUUUUAAUACAUUAAUUGAUUUGGUGCCAAAGCACGCUUGCGUUGAGUAUCAGAGAGUCUUCAAGAAAUUGCAAGAUGAAAAGAUUUUUGAACCAGCACGCAUACCACAAUUGCAGGAAGUCAGUGACUUCUUGAAGAGGGAAACUGGAUUUACCCUUCGACCAGCUGCUGGUUUAUUGACUGCACGUGAUUUCCUUUCGAGUUUGGCCUUCAGAGUGUUUCAGAGUACUCAGUAUAUUCGACACAUCAACAGUCCAUAUCAUACACCCGAACCGGACGCAAUCCACGAACUUUUGGGACACAUGCCCCUUCUGGCUGAUCCAAGUUUCGCUCAAUUUUCCCAGGAAAUUGGUCUCGCCUCACUAGGAGCAUCAGACGAAGAAAUUGAAAAACUCUCAACAAUCUAUUGGUUCACAGUGGAAUUUGGCUUAUGUCGAGAGGGCAAAGAAGUGAAAGCCUAUGGAGCCGGUUUACUAUCAGCAUAUGGUGAACUUCUUCAUUCGCUCAGCGAUAAAUGCGAACACAGAGCUUUCGAUCCAUCAAUCACUGCACUUCAACCAUAUCAGGAUCAAGAUUAUCAGCCAGUUUACUAUGUUGCCGAAAGUUUUGAAGAUGCCAAGGAGAAAUUCCGUCGUUGGGUCAGUACAAUGAGUCGACCAUUCGAGGUACGAUUCAAUCCCCACACACAACGUGUGGAGGUCCUUGACACUGUUGACAGGCUGGAAAAUCUUGUCUCGCAAAUAAAUCUCGAAAUGACCCACCUUACGAAUGCGCUCAACAAAAUGAAAUCGUCCUUUGCGUAAAAUCACAAGCUUAUGAACUCCUAAAAAAACUCGGACGAGGAUCAUUAUUGUAGCCUCACUUUUAGCGCGCCUAUUUCGCUCAGCACAAACUUUUUUUUUCUCUAUCUGUCGCAUUCUGAACAAAUUCGCAUUAUUCGAGUGCUUUAUUUAUUGAAUUGUACAACUAAUUGUCUCUCAAUUAUUCUUUAAUUUGUUCCUAAAAGAAAGUCUCUAGAGAUUUUAAUCCAAGACGAAUCCAUCGAUUUCAUUAUAUUAAAGAUUUAAUUAAAAAUAAAAAUUCUUUAUCCAGAAUAGAUCUAAGAAGAACGAAAGAAACUCUAAAUCGAUCGCUUCUCCCUGGAGGAUAAUAAUCUCUAGCAAAUCUGUAUCAAAGAUUUUCUUCGAGUACGAGUAUUCCACUAUUGUAUAUUUUAAUUUCCUCCCUUAAAGUUUAGGAUCUGACGAAUCUCAUCUUUACAUUUUUUGUCGCAAUCAUUCUUUUCCUCGCUCUGUGUAUAAAGUCGUCAUUUUUUUUGUCGCCUGUGCAGCAUCAUCUGUGAUUCGGGUUUGAUUUUUAUUUUUAAUUCUACGCCGUAAUUACUGUAAGUUUAGAAAUUGCAAUUCAGAUCUUUCGUUUGAAAUUGAUGACUUUUUUAAUUUUAAAAAGAAUUAAAAGUAAAUAGAAUGUAGAGAAAAAUUGAAGGCGAAUUUAAAGAGUAGAAUAUUCUGCAUAGAUAAAUUUUAACGAAAUAGAAUAUAACUUGAAGUCAACAAAUAAAAUUGAACCAAAUAAUAAAACAGUUAAAUUCAAUAAUAGAGAAUAUAAAACAUUUUACUGAAUUAUAAUAAAUAAGUUUUAAAGAGAUAAAUAAACAUUUAUUC